Lachancea sp. 'fantastica' is the source of this 3222-nucleotide messenger RNA. Lineage: Eukaryota; Fungi; Ascomycota; Saccharomycetes; Saccharomycetales; Saccharomycetaceae. The record is from the annotation of a GenBank genome assembly.
AUGGGCGAACAAACUGCUCAUUUUUCUUUUCCCAAGGAGGAGGAGAAAAUCCUCUCUUUUUGGAACGAAAUUGAUGCUUUCCAGACUUCUUUGAAAUUGACCGAGGACAAGCCUGAGUUCUCGUUUUUUGACGGACCACCUUUCGCUACGGGAACUCCUCAUUAUGGUCACAUCUUGACGUCUACGGUUAAGGACAUUGUCCCCAGAUAUGCUACCAUGAACGGUUACCACGUUGAAAGAAGAUUCGGUUGGGACACUCAUGGCUUGCCUAUCGAACAUAUCAUUGACAAGAAACUAGGUAUCACUUGCAAGGAAGACGUUUACAAGAUGGGUAUUGACAAAUACAACGAUGAAUGUAGAGCCAUUGUGAUGACAUACGCCGCAGAGUGGCGCAAAACCAUCGGACGUGUGGGACGUUGGAUCGAUUUCGACAACGACUACAAAACCAUGUACCCAUCUUUCAUGGAAUCAACCUGGUGGGCAUUCAGCGAAUUGUUCAAGAAGGAGCAGGUUUAUCGCGGGUACCGUGUUAUGCCUUACUCCACUGGCUGUACUACACCCUUGAGUAACUUCGAAGCUCAGCAGAACUAUAAGGAAGUGAGCGAUCCUGCAGUCACAUGGGCUUUCAAAGUUUUGGGGCAGGACAAGACCUACCUAGUUGCCUGGACCACUACACCAUGGUCGAUCCCAUCUAACUUGGCUCUUUGUGUCAACCUAGAUUUCGAGUAUGUUAAGAUUUACGACGAAACCAGAGACAAGUAUUUCGUUUUGCUUGAAUCCUUGAUCAAGACUCUGUACAGAAAACCCGAGAAAGAGAGCUACAAAGUUGUGGAAAAAAUCCAGGGUAAAGAUUUGGUGGGUCUCAAGUAUGAACCAACCUUCCCAUACUACAAGGAGGCCUACGCGGAAAAGGCCUUCAGAGUCAUUGCUGACAGCUACGUGAGUGCCGAUUCUGGUACCGGUAUUGUGUCUAACGCACCAGCGUUCGGUGAGGACGAUUACAGAAUCUGUCUCGCGAAUGGAAUUAUUUCCGAAGAUGAUGAAUUGCCCAACCCAGUGGAUGAUGCCGGUAAGUUCACUUUGCCCGUCACGGACUAUUUGGGCAUGUACGUCAAGGAUGCGGACAAGCAGAUCAUUAAGGAUUUGACCGCUAGCGGAAUUAUGAUAAACAAUACCCAAUACAGACACAGUUAUCCAUUCUGCUGGAGAUCCGACACACCAUUGAUCUACAGAUCUGUUCCAGCCUGGUUUGUGCGUGUGAAACCUAUUAUUCCAACAUUUUUGGAAUCUGUUAACAAAUCCCACUGGGUUCCAAACGCUAUCAAAGAGAAGAGAUUUGCCAAUUGGAUAGCCAACGCCCGCGACUGGAAUGUGUCCAGAAAUAGAUACUGGGGUACUCCUAUCCCUAUCUGGGUAUCUGAUGAUUACGAAGAGAUCGUGUGUGUCGGCUCUAUCCAGGAAUUGAAAGAACUUUCUGGUGUUGAAAACAUCGAAGAUCUUCAUCGUGAUACCGUGGAUCAAAUUACCAUACCAUCGAAACAAGGUAAGGGUACAUUAAAGAGAAUCGAAGAAGUUUUCGAUUGUUGGUUUGAAUCCGGUUCUAUGCCUUACUCGAGUCAGCACUAUCCAUUCGAGAACAAGGACAAAUUCAAACAAAGAGUUCCUGCCAAUUUCAUUUCGGAAGGUCUUGAUCAAACCAGAGGUUGGUUUUACACCCUAGGUGUUUUGGGAUCACAACUUUUUGGUGAAGUUCCUUACCAAAAUGUCAUUGUUUGCGGUAUCGUUUUGGCUGCCGAUGGUAGAAAGAUGUCCAAGAGUUUGAAAAACUAUCCAGACCCUACUUUGGUCUUGGACAAGUACGGUGCAGAUGCUCUUAGAUUGUACCUCAUUAACUCUCCUGUUCUGAAGGCCGAAAGUUUGAAAUUCAGGGAAGAAGGUGUUAAGGAAGUCAUCUCUAAAGUGUUACUACCAUGGUGGAACUCGUUCAAAUUCUUGGAAGGUCAAAUUACCCUUCUCAAGAAAACUUCCAACGUCGACUUCAAAUAUAACCCUGAUCUCAAGAGUGAUAACGUUAUGGACAAAUGGAUUUUGGCCUCCUUGCAGACCUUAGUCAAAAAUAUUCACGCUGAGAUGAAGUCAUACAAACUCUACUCGGUUGUUCCAAAACUUCUUGACUUCAUCGACCAGCUUACAAACUGGUACAUUCGUUUGAACCGUCGUCGUUUGAAGGGUGAAAGUGGUGAGCAGGAUUGUCUACAGGCUUUGAACUCCUUAUUCGAUGCCUUGUUCUCAUUUGUUUGUGCUAUGGCACCAUUCACCCCAUUCCUUUCCGACAAUAUUUACCAACGAUUGAGACAGUACAUUCCUGAGGAUGUAUUGGGCAAAUUCUGCAAGGACGGUAGAUCUGUGCACUUUUUGUCGUACCCCGAGGUCGAUGAUUCUUUGUUCAACGAUGACAUUGAAAGAGCAAUGGCAAGAAUGCAGUCUGUGAUCGAUUUGGGUAGAAACAUCAGAGAGAAGAAAACUAUUUCGUUGAAGACUCCUCUCAAGAGUUUGGUCAUUUUCCACAGCGAUCCGCAAUACUUGAAAGAUGUGGAAUCCCUUGCAUCGUACAUUGUGGAGGAACUAAAUGUUCGUGACUUGAUCAUUACCUCUGACGACGCCAAAUACAACAUUGAAUAUAAAGCUGCUGCUGACUGGCCUGUGCUAGGUAAGAAGCUGAAGAAAGAUGCCAAGAAAGUGAAGGCCGCUUUGCCAAAGGUCACUUCUGCAGAGGUGCAAAAGUUUGUGGAAACCGGAAAAAUUGUCGUGGACGGUAUCGAGCUUGUUGAAGGCGAUUUGACCGUCAUGAGAGUUCUUUCCGAGGACCUUGGUGAGCAAGGUUUGGAGACCAGAACUGAUCAAGACGUCUUGAUUAUUUUGGAUACCAAGAUCUACUCUGAAUUGAAGACAGAAGGUUUGGCCAGAGAAUUGGUAAACAGAAUUCAAAAGCUCAGAAAGAAGUGUGGGCUUGAGGCCACCGACGAUGUUGCGGUGCAGUACGAAUUGAUCAAGGACACCAUUGAUCUUUCAAAGGUCAUCGAGGCCCACUCGGACAUGUUAUCCAAGACCUGUCGCUCUCAAAUCACUGAAUAUGACGGCUCUCUCGGAAAAGACGAAAUCGCAGACGAAGAGCAAACCAUUAAUGACGCCGUUUUCAAGUUGAAACUGUUCAGGCUAUAA